Molecule: messenger RNA, 388 nt
Organism: Paramecium pentaurelia
Lineage: Eukaryota; Ciliophora; Oligohymenophorea; Peniculida; Parameciidae
Source: the annotation of a GenBank genome assembly
AUGAGUUCUAAACUUUAAUAUUUAAUUAUUGGAUUUUCCUUUGGAGUUUUAUCAACUACAUAUUAUUUAGGAAAUUAAAGUAAAGAGAAACUUGUAUUAAAAGCAAAAGAAUUAAAACAAAAGGGUAUAGAAUAAGUAAUUAUAUAAUUUAAUUAGAUUCAUGAUAUUAAAAGUGAUUUGAAUGAUAUUAAUGCAAAAGAAUUUUUGAUUGAAAAGAAAGAAUAGAUUUUAGAAAAAAGUAAAGACAGGUAUAUAAAUUCUAUUAAUAGUAUAGUUAAGAGUUUGCAUAAAAAAAAUGGAAAGAUAUUGAAGAGAAGGCUAAAAAAACAAAAUAAAAAAUGGGAAAAGAAUUUGAAAAAAUAAAAGAGAAAUUUAAAUAAGAUUGAUG